CGCAUCUUCGGUUGGGACGCAUCAGCAACACUUAUCCGUUAUUUCGAAUCGCCCACCCUCAGCGCGCGAAAUCUAUUCAUCCCACGAAAACGAAGGGAAACGCAUGCUGCCUCCUUCCCUCCCCCUCCGAAUCGCUCCCUUCCGUUGUUCCUUCGCACCAUCCCCUGAGCCUCUCUCUUUCUCUCUGCUUUUUUCUCAAACACUUUCUGGGGUUCUGCGCUGGGUUCUUUUGUGUGCUGUCAUCUUUUCGAUCUUUCCCUCUCUUCUUUAACCUGGAGUGGAGGAUCCCCUCUCUCUCUCUCACUCUCUCUAAGAGGCAGCCUUGGAAGGGAAGUCCAGGCCCUUUGCGCCAUCUUCUUCCACAACUGGAUGGAUCUCUCCAGCUCUCUCGUUCCUUUUUCUUGUGCUUUUUCCUCUUCAAACUGCUUUCAGAAUGUAGAAUAAGGAUUUGUAAGCGUCUUUAUUCUUCGAUUCCAUCCACCAUCUCGAAAAUUUAUGAGCUGGUCAUUUCUCUUUCCUUGGGCUUUUCUCGGCUCGAUCUGACUUGAUUAGAGCAGCAGCAAAGCGAGAGAUCUUCGAAAAUUUGAUGGACAUCGCUACCAUCAGCAUGGGCAUUCCCCCUUCUCCGAGUCUCGAAGGAAAUCCCGGCCACCGCGACUCGAAAUCUCCCAUCGAGUUGUGAUCUUUGAGCCGGUCGAGAGCAGGUGGAGGGUCGGAAGUACGAGAUCAAUCAUCCAUUGCAAUGGGAAAAUUGAUCGAUAUGAAGUCCAAUCCAGCUCAGGCGAAGGCCAGGGCAGGUGGCAGGAUGGUCGCUUCACAGAAGGCGGUCUUUGAGCUGAAGCACCGAGUGGUCCUCACGCUGAACAAGCUCGCCGACAGGGACACCUAUCAGAUUGCGGUCGACGAGCUCGAGAAGAUUGCUGAGAGCUUGACUCCCGACAUGAUCGGGCCAUUUCUCUCGUGCAUUGCCGAUACCGACUCUGGGCAGAAGAGUGCUGUUCGGAGGGAAUGCGUGAGAGUAAUGGGCACCUUGGCCAGGGCUCACGGAAGCCUUUUGGCUCCCCACCUUCCGAGGAUGGUGGCUAGUAUAGUUAAGCGCCUCAAGGAUUCGGAUUCUGUCGUCAGGGAUGCCUGUGUGGAAACAUGCGGUGUUCUGGCUACGAGCAUAAGGAGCUCUGAUGGUGGUGGUGGUGAAGGCAGAAGCUCUGCUUUUGUGGCAUUGGUCAAGCCUCUUUUUGAAGCUUUGGGCGAGCAGAACAGACACAUGCAGGCUGGUUCUGCACUGUGUUUAGCUAGGGUUUUUGACGAGGUAAGCGAUCCCCCUAUGUCGAUGGUGCCACAGAUGCUGGCUCGUGCAAUUAAGCUGCUCAAAAAUCCGCGCUUUAUGGCAAAGCCAGCAAUCAUCGAGUUGAUCAGAAGCAUUGUUCAGGCAGGAGGUGCUUCCACAGAGCAUGCUCUCUCUGUAACACUGACCAGCAUUCUGGAUGCCCUUAAAAGCAGUGACUGGGGGACACGCAAAGCUGCUUCUGUGGCAUUAGCAGGUAUUGCUGUCAGUGCUGGAGCUUUGCUGGGGACCUUCAAAAGUUCCUGCAUGCGCUCACUUGAAGGCUGUCGAUUUGACAAGGUGAAACCAGUGCGGGAUGCAAUUUUGCAUGCAAUGCAGUGUUGGAAAACCCUUCCGGAGACUGGUUCUCCUGAACCUUCAGAAGCUGGGUCAUCCACGAAAGAAAAUUUUGUCAUUGGCCACCAUGACGUUACCAGUGCUAGUGAUCAUGAGUGGAGGGACACAUCUUUCAGGAAAGUUGAUCCUGUUUCUGCUGUAAGUGGCAAGUCCACCAGUUCAACAAAGAAAAGGGUUCCUUUAUCUGUCAGGAAAGCCUGUACCAAUUACAUGCAGAAUCACCAACAUUUAAAGUCAAAUGAUUGGCAUAUUGAGAUAUCACUUCCAAAAAGUCAUGCUAUGCCUUUGCAUGGAGCUGAACAGAAAGAAUCUGAGGAACAUUGCAUUGCAAAGGCUCAUGACAGAAAAACAGCAGAUGCACCCGGAGAGCAAGACAUCAAGUUUGAUUAUGAUCCAGUGGAUGGUAAACCAGAAUGGAGAUCCAAAAGGUCAGAUUUAGUUAGUUGUACCUAUGAGACAAUGCAUGUUACUGUUGCCCAUCAGUGUCUUGAGGAUGGUGAUUCAGCGGACCUAAUCAGGGCAAAUCACAAGCAUGGCACACUGGAGAUAGAACGUGAACUCCUUGGAACUCUGGAGAGCACGAGUUUGGAUUCAACUGUUACAGACUUCUGUUCACAGACUAUGCAUGGAUGCUGUCUGCAUGCUGCAAAUGAAUUGGCCUUCAUCAGAAAGCAGCUCUUGGAGAUUGAAACCAAGCAAUCAAAUUUAUUAGAUCUCUUACAGGUGUUUAUGGGAAAUGUGAUAGAUGACCUGUCAACCUUGAACUUCAGGGUGCAUAAUUUGGAGCAUGCUGUACAUAAAAUAUCACAAGGCAUUACCCAGAAUGAAAGUUAUUCUAACUUCACUAGUUCAAGAGUUUUGAAGAAAAAUCAAAGUGUUUCUUCAUCUCCUCAGCUCUCUAAGUGCACGCCUAGGCCAUCGACAGAUUCUAAUUACAAACAACCGGCAUUAUUAUCUAUGAAAAAUAAGGAACUGUGGGGUGAAAAUUCAUCUUUGAAAAGCAGGUCAAGCACUUCAGUCAAAGAUGGAUUGGAGCUCUGGAGGGAUCCUACACUGAACAUAAUCAGAAAUCCUGCAGCAAAAGGUUUACAGAAGAACUCAGGAAGAAAUGCUCACAGCUCAGGCAGCAGUCAAGCAAGAGAUGUGAAGGCUUCACAUUCCGUUUCAGGUAGUAACGUUAGUAUCAGGCAAAGUAACUUGGAAGAUGUGACUGGCUUCUGGCAACGGGUUCAGGAGUUUAUUAGUGUUGGAGAUGUGAAGUCUGCAUAUGUUGAAGCUCUGUAUUCUGGUGAUGAUAUCUGUCUAAUCGAGCUUAUGGAUAGAACAGGGCCUGUUCUGGACAGACUGUCAUGUGAGACGGCAAGUGAAGUUCUGAGCAUUCUGACUAAGCACUUUCUGGAUCAAAGGUUUCCGGAUUCCAAAAUAUCUUGGUUGCAACAGGCAAGUUGCUGACCCUUCAUUACUGCAGACCUCUGUAGUUUUGGCUGCUACAUGCCUUGUGAGGUGGUGGAUUUAAGUAUUGCUUAUGAACCGAGGCCCCUUUUUAUGUCUUCAAAAGUGCAGAUGGAGUUCCUGUUAGCAUUACAGGAACUGGCAGCUGUGGGAUUCUCUCAUCCAGUAGAUAGAGUCUCUGUAACACAACUUCUGGCAAAUUUGAGCCAAGUAUGGGGUGAAGUCCCCUGCAGGCUGUUUGGAGGCAUAAAUAUUCAUGUGGAGGAGAGUUGUGACUUGUGAGCAGUCACAAAAUGUUGAGCUAUCCUUGCACAUUAUGGAACAAUUAAAAUCUUACCCAACUAGAAGACAUAUAUGCAUUGUUGGAGCUUGAUAUUAUCUUUGGAUUUGAGGAAUUUGACUUUUGCUGCACAUUGUUGGAGCUUGGUAUCUUUGGAUUUGAGGCUUGUGCUUAGACAAAUUUUGUUCCCGUCACAGGAAAGUGCUCCCAACUAGGGUCCAAGGAGAAUGAAGUGCGGUAGCAAAUGCAAGUUGAUGCCACUUGACAAGUAGAAAUUCCAUUUUGCAGUAUCCUGGAUAUCUGAUGAAGCUUUCUCAUGUGAUAUUAUGUGUUCAAUUUUUCAUCUAUUUUGGUAAUGCAUGAAAUCACGGAGUAAAACAUAUGCCACCUGAUGCAUUGUAACAGCUCAUUCUGCAAGGAAUGCAAUCCUGAAACCUUGGUGAUAGUAAAUGUUUGAAUUGCAUAUCCAGGAGAAGUAAACAUGCAGAUCACUAGAGCCAAGGGAUCAUAUGUAAUAUGUUUAAGUUGGCACAUUAUAUUUAUCUAAGAAACUUCCAAGCUUUCCAUAAUAUGCACAAUUUCUGUUGAUAAUAUUAUCACUAGCUACCUUUUUUGCUGGUAUGCAAAAGGCAUAAGGUUCUGACAUAUAUGCUUUAGGGUGAUAUUAUUGAAAAAAUUGUAUCUUCUACUUUCAUAUGGUAGAAUUUUUGCUCU
Elaeis guineensis (African oil palm) is the source of this 4127-nucleotide messenger RNA. The record is from RefSeq and is a predicted model, not a curated record. NCBI's taxonomy places the organism in Eukaryota, Viridiplantae, Streptophyta, Magnoliopsida, Arecales, Arecaceae.